Messenger RNA from Heterocephalus glaber (naked mole-rat), 2231 nucleotides. The record is from RefSeq and is a predicted model, not a curated record. NCBI's taxonomy places the organism in Eukaryota, Metazoa, Chordata, Mammalia, Rodentia, Bathyergidae.
GAAUGUCAGCUCGAUCUGGUACAGAUGUAGAUGCAGCAAACCUCAGAGAAACAUUUAUGAACUUGAAAUAUGAAGUGAGGAAUAAAAAUGAUCUUACACGGGAAGAAAUUGUGGAAUUGAUGUGCAAUGUUUCUAAAGAAGAUCACAGCAAAAGGAGCAGCUUUAUUUGUGUAAUUCUAAGCCAUGGUGAAGAAGGAAUAAUUUUUGGAACAAAUGGACCCAUUGACCUGAAAAUAUUAACAAAAUUCUUCAGAGGGGAUCUUUGUAGAAGUCUAGCUGGAAAACCCAAACUUUUCGUUAUUCAGGUGGACUGUGGCAUUGAGACAGACAGUGGUAUUGAUGAUGACAUGGCGUGCCAGAAAAUACCAGUAGAGGCUGACUUCUUGUAUGCAUAUUCCACGGCACCAGGUUACUAUUCCUGGCGAAAUUCAAAGGAUGGAUCCUGGUUCAUUCAGUCACUUUGUGCUAUGGUGAAAUUGUAUGCACACAAGCUUGAAUUUAUGCACAUUCUUACUCGGGUUAACCAGAAGGUAGCAACAGAAUUUGAAUCCUUUUCCUAUGACUCCACUUUUCAUGCAAAGAAACAAAUUCCAUGUAUUGUGUCCAUGCUCACAAAAGAACUAUAUUUUUAUCACUAAAAAAUGGUUGACUUUUUUUAAGUUUGUAUGCCAAGUGAGGAAACAAUAUAAAUGAUACUGUAUUUCCUUCUCUAACUGAAUACUUCAGAUGGUAGUUUGAAUCAUGCCAUUUGCCCAGCAAAAGAACCACAGUCCAGAUACCUCAGGCUCAAAAUCAGGUAGUUGAAAUUGAAUUUAAUUAGGAAUAAAUAAAUAUGGAUAUUGGAAUAAUCUUGUGAAAAGAUUAUUGUAAUUUUACACAUUUCAUAAUUAGCAACAUUUUGUGAUGAUAUGCUAUGAAUUUUCAAGUAAUUAUGAGGAACUUAAACAUUGCAGUAAUGAAUUUUAAUGAUCCUCCCCCUACACACUUGAGACUGUGCACUCUAGUAAUUGUUGUACUGUAGAAAUGAUGAUGUGGACUAAUGUGUCUUAGACAUUGAGGAUCCAUGGGCAUGGUCAAAGGUUGAAGCUUUAUUUUAGAACUGAUGUAUGAAAAGGAAUCAAGUGCAUUUUAAAAUCACUUACAGCUCAUGAUUUUUGUGAUGUUUGUUUUGAGAAUGUAUUUCUUAUAAAAAUAGUUAUAUUUACUAUUGAGAAAGAAAAUAUUUCAGAGAAAGUAUGAGUAAACUGAGUUGAUUCUUUUAAGGCUAACAUGAAAUAUAAGUGGAGAGACAGAGUCAUAACUAUAAGGUGCUAAGAUCUACCAGCAUGUUUCUUCUCAUUUGUUCUUAUGCAAGUCAGGUAAAAUUUACACACCAGCAAAAUAUCUGAAGAUCUACUAUGUAAAAACUUCAAACCAUUACUAACUAGGAUGAUAUGAAGAAAUUCUACAGGAACAUACUAAAAUAUCAUCUGCACAAGACACAGUGAAAUGUAAAAAAAAAAAACAAUAAAUGGACCAGCUGGGCAAGCUGUAAUUUGAGAGAAGAUGGUUUGAGCCUGAGCAAAGAUGUGGCUCUGUCCAAACCAGGCAGAGCUACAGAUGCCACUUCAGAAAAAGAUGAUUGCCAGAUGAUUCCUUCAGGUGCAUACAGUGUGUGUAGAAGAUAACUCCCAAGGGAUGUGAGAAAGUAAACCAAGUGAGAAACUUCUAAAAUGAAGCUUUCCUGAAGAGUCACAAAAAUUGUAAUAUUCAUUGUAGUAUAAUUUGUAAGCAUGCUGUUUUCUGUUGAAGUUUACAGUCGGUGGGAAAAUAGUGGUAACAUUUUGUACUGUUACCUGAAAUGAAAGGACCACAGCACAUAGGAGUUUAGAAGCAUCCAAUCAGAGCCUCUCUGGUGCAUGUGGGCAAACUACAGGCCAGAGCUUAGCCCCAGCCAGGGAGGCUGGGCUCCAAGCUUCCUUGGUUCAUGGAUGUGUUCAGCAUUGCUGACUGCACCCAUGUGCUUCACCAGCUUUCAGACCAACCUAACGUUUCACGAGAACUUUCUUUUGGCGCAAAGAAAGGAACUGACAUUUAUAAUUGACAACUAUUUGUUUUGAUAAGAUCUAUUAACUUUUUUUAGGUAAAUGUAGCAUGUAAUGAUAUCCUAAGGUGGGUUUUUGUGUGACAAUUUUUGUAAAGUUUUUUAAUUUGCAUUUUUAUUUCAGAACAUAAAUUCAAACUUAAAUUAC